This is a messenger RNA of Otolemur garnettii (small-eared galago), 858 nucleotides long. RefSeq names its product bile salt sulfotransferase-like. Gene Ontology annotation, cellular component: cytoplasm. The record is from RefSeq and is a predicted model, not a curated record. Gene Ontology annotation, biological process: sulfation. Gene Ontology annotation, molecular function: sulfotransferase activity. The transcript is spliced from 6 exons. Bases 1 to 858 code for a protein of 285 amino acids. NCBI's taxonomy places the organism in Eukaryota, Metazoa, Chordata, Mammalia, Primates, Galagidae.
AUGUCAGAUGACAACUUAUGGUAUGAAGGGAUCCCUUUCCCGAAGAAGGGUUAUAACACUGAGAUCCUAAGGAAAGCACGUGAAGCACUUGUGAUAAAGGAUGAAGAUGUAUUAAUAAUCACUUUCCCCAAAUCAGGAACACACUGGUUGGUUGAGAUUCUCUGCCUGAUUCACUCCAAGGGGGAUACCAAGUGGAUCCAGUCUGUGCCCACGUGGGAACGCUCACCCUGGAUAGAGACUGAGCCCAGGUUUGCAUCAGCAAAUAAGAAGGAGGGCCCACGCUUGCUCAGCUCCCACCUCCCCAGCCAUCUCUUCCCCAAGUCUUUCUUCAGUUCCAAGGCCAAGGUGAUUUAUCUCAUUAGAAAUCCCAAGGAUGUUAUUAUAUCUGGCUAUUUCUUCUGGAGUUCAGUGAAUUUCGCUAAGAAACCAAAGUCACUGGAACAAUUUCUUGAAUGCUUCCUGGAAGGAAAUGUGCCAUAUAGGUCAUGGUUUGACCAUGUUCACGGCUGGGUGUCCAUGAGAGAGAGGGAGAACUUCCUGAUGCUGAGUUAUGAAGAGCUGAAAUGGGACACAGAGAGAACUGCGGGGAAGAUCUGUCAGUUCCUGGGUAAGAAGGUAGAGCCAGAAGAACUCAGCCUAAUCCUCAAGAAUAGCUCCUUUGAGGUGAUGAAAGAAAACAAGAUGUCCAAUUUCUCCAUGAUGAAAUCUCAGUAUUUAGUUCACACAAACCCACUUAUGAGAAAAGGCAUAACUGGGGACUGGAAAAACUACUUCAUGGUGGCCCAAGCUGAAGCCUUUGAUAAACUAUUCCAGGAGAAGAUGGCAGAUCUUCCUCCAGAGCUAUUCCCCUGGGAAUAA